AUGACAUCAUGUAUCACUUUGUGAAAACCUGCCGUGGUGAGCCAAAGGGCCCAUACGGCCACAGCAAACAGGGAAAACACCAACUGCUCCAAAAGAAUGUGUUUUUCUCCCGUUCUGGAAAUCAACAUGCAGUCUGAAUCUAACAUUACAGUGCGAGAUGACACUGAUGACGUCAACACCAAUAUGUACCAACCACUUUCCUAUCCAUUAAGCUUUCAAGUGUCUCUCACCGGAUUUCUUAUGUUAGAAAUUGUGUUGGGACUUGGCAGCAACCUCACCGUGUUGGUCCUUUACUGCAUGAAAUCCAACUUAAUCAACUCGGUCAGUAACAUUAUUACAAUGAAUCUUCAUGUACUUGAUGUCAUCAUUUGUGUGGGAUGUAUCCCUCUAACUAUAGUCAUCCUUCUGCUUUCACUGGAGAGUAACACUGCUCUCAUCUGCUGUUUCCAUGAGGCCUGCGUAUCUUUUGCAAGUGUCUCAACAGCAAUCAACGUUUUUGCUAUCACUCUGGACAGGUAUGACAUCUCUGUAAAACCUGCAAACCGGAUUCUGACAAUGGGCAGAGCUGCAAUGCUGAUGAUAUCCAUUUGGAUUUUUUCAUUUUUCUCUUUCCUGAUUCCCUUUAUUGAGGUAAAUUUUUUCAGUCUUCAAAGUGGAAAUACGUGGGAAAACAAGACACUUUUGUGUGUCAGUACAAAUGAAUACUACACUGAACUGGGAAUGUAUUAUCACCUGCUAGUACAGAUCCCAAUAUUCUUUUUCACUGUCAUAGUGAUGUUAAUCACAUACACCAAAAUCCUUCAGGCUCUUAACAUUCGAAUAGGCACAAGAUUUUCAACGGGGCAGAAGAAGAAAACAAGAAAGAAAAAGACAAUUUCUCUAACCACGCAACACGAGACUACAGACAUGUCACAAAGCAGUGGUGGGAGAAACAUAGUCUUUGGUGUAAGAACUUCGGUCUCUGUAAUAAUUGCCCUCCGGCGAGCUGUGAAACGACACCGCGAACGACGAGAAAGGCAAAAAAGAGUCUUCAGGAUGUCUUUAUUGAUUAUUUCUACAUUUCUUCUCUGCUGGACACCAAUUUCUGUCUUAAAUACCACCAUUUUAUGUUUAGGCCCAAGUGACCUUUUAGUAAAAUUAAGGUUAUGUUUUCUAGUCAUGGCUUAUGGAACAACUAUAUUUCACCCAUUAUUAUAUGCAUUCACUAGGCAAAAAUUUCAAAAGGUCUUGAAAAGUAAAAUGAAAAAGAGAGUUGUUUCCAUAGUGGAAGCUGAUCCUAUGCCUAACAAUGCUGUAAUACACAAUUCUUGGAUAGAUCCUAAGAGAAACAAAAAACUUACCUUUGAAGAUAGUGAAAUAAGAGAAAAAUGUUUAGUACCUCAGGUUGUCACAGACUAG
Prionailurus viverrinus (fishing cat) is the source of this 1398-nucleotide messenger RNA. It is a transcript of the gene GPR22, whose product is annotated as G protein-coupled receptor 22. The record is from RefSeq and is a predicted model, not a curated record. The transcript has 2 exons. Gene Ontology annotation, cellular component: membrane. Gene Ontology annotation, biological process: G protein-coupled receptor signaling pathway. Lineage: Eukaryota; Metazoa; Chordata; Mammalia; Carnivora; Felidae. The coding region runs from base 97 to 1398 and encodes 433 amino acids. Gene Ontology annotation, molecular function: peptide binding; G protein-coupled receptor activity.